AUGCCUGCAGCACGCUGGACCUCAAACGUACAAACAGAGUGGCUUCAAGAGCGCCUCCCCCAAUAUCUCACAGAGCACUUGAAGGAGAAAGAUUAUUCGCGUUUUUGGCUGACCUUGAUCAGGGACUGGUUUAAACAGUUCCCAGAGGAAGCGGUAGUAUUUCCCGACAUUCCCGCUGACGCCCUUUCGCCAGAGCAAUGUAUUGAGGUGGGAGAAGCUGAAAACAGGCGCAAAAUACAACUCCAGACUUGGUUUCAUUGGCAUGUGAACAUGUCCAAGAAAAACCAUAGCCUGAAAAAGGAGUCAACUGUCUUUGAUGACCGGAUCAGACCAUUGGUGAAGGCCGAGGAAGAGGCUGGGAAGGUGUUGUUGGGCAGACGAAUUGCGCUGGGGCAUAAAUUUUCUAAAGAGCUGUUGGAUGAUGAGGAUGAGGAGGUCAAGGUUCAGAUUCGUGAUAUGUAUGAGAAGCAGCAGAAAACUCACGAGAGGUCCGGCAAGAAGAAUAUUUUAGAUGAGGAUGCCGAGGAUUGUGUGUUUGAUGCAGAGGAAAUUGCACACAAGGGCAUAGAUGACUUACCCAUUAUCUGCCAGCGAUUUGUGCAAUUGGUCAAGAAGAAGACCGGUUUCCUCAUGUCCUUCAUGUUUGCUGGUCCAGAUCCAGGAAACAACUGGGAUAUGACCUCAUUAUCCUGA
Suillus paluster is the source of this 693-nucleotide messenger RNA. RefSeq lists its product as uncharacterized. The record is from RefSeq and is a predicted model, not a curated record. Bases 1 to 693 code for a protein of 230 amino acids. The transcript has 4 exons. Lineage: Eukaryota; Fungi; Basidiomycota; Agaricomycetes; Boletales; Suillaceae.